AUGUUCAAUCUUCGUCGCCUUUUCGUGUCGGCCCUGGUCCUAGGGCUCGGCCUCCUCUUCCUCGCCCAGACAGCUGAGGCUGCCAAGGGCCCCAAGAUCACUCACAAGGUCUUCUUCGACAUUGAGCAGGGUGACCAGAAGCUCGGCCGUGUCGUUAUGGGCCUCUACGGCAAGACUGUCCCCGAGACAGCUGAGAACUUCCGCGCUCUGGCUACUGGCGAGAAGGGCUUUGGUUAUGAGGGUUCUGCUUUCCACCGUGUUAUCAAGAACUUUAUGAUCCAGGGCGGUGACUUCACCAAGGGUGACGGCACCGGUGGCAAGUCCAUCUACGGUGACCGCUUCAAGGAUGAGAACUUCAAGCUCAAGCACACCAAGAAGGGUCUCCUUUCCAUGGCCAACGCCGGUCGCGACACCAACGGCUCCCAGUUCUUCAUCACCACCGUUGUCACCUCGUGGCUCGAUGGCAAGCACGUCGUCUUCGGUGAGGUCCUCGAGGGCUACGACAUCAUCGAGAAGAUCGAGAACACCAAGACUGGCGGUGCCGACCGACCCGUCGAGGCGGUCAAGAUCGCCAAGAGCGGCGAGCUUGAUGUCCCCCCUGAAGACCUUUACGGCACAUCUGAAUUCGCCGCGGAGGAGGUUUCCGCUGGUUGGUCUCCUCUCCAGAAGGCUGGCCUCUUUGCCGUUGUUGCUGGUCUUGUCUUUGUUGGACUUCGCCACGCCCGUCAGCGCUCUCGAUUCUAG
Fusarium mangiferae is the source of this 744-nucleotide messenger RNA. RefSeq names its product putative cyclophilin. The record is from RefSeq and is a predicted model, not a curated record. Gene Ontology annotation, biological process: protein folding; protein peptidyl-prolyl isomerization. Gene Ontology annotation, cellular component: fungal-type vacuole; endoplasmic reticulum. The coding region runs from base 1 to 744 and encodes 247 amino acids. Gene Ontology annotation, molecular function: peptidyl-prolyl cis-trans isomerase activity. The transcript has 4 exons. Lineage: Eukaryota; Fungi; Ascomycota; Sordariomycetes; Hypocreales; Nectriaceae.